This is a messenger RNA of Strongylus vulgaris, 783 nucleotides long. Lineage: Eukaryota; Metazoa; Nematoda; Chromadorea; Rhabditida; Strongylidae. The record is from the annotation of a GenBank genome assembly.
AUGGAAAAAAACAAAACUUUGCCGGGGUCCUCAAGACCAGCAUCCAACUCAAAACCAGUCCCAUCGUCAAGCUCAGUCAAGAGGCCGGAGUGUCGUUCACAGUCGUCAAAUGUUCCGUCGUCGAAACCUAUAACAUCGUCAUCAAAAUUACCACAAAAGGUUCAGAAUGAAAAGCAAGAUGAGAAGAAGAAGGACAGUAAAGAGUGUGUCUUAAAUCCAAUACUUCCUCAUACUCCUAAAGGUCGAUUCAAAAAAGGGCCUACCCCACCUCCAGUGAUCCCACCUGCCGUUCCAGGUCGAAGGUAUCUUCCCGGAGACAUUCGUUACAAGCAGGCAAUGGAAAUGGCUAAACAAGCGGGUGGAGCCUCUUCAAGUUCGUCUGUUGUUUCCGCUCGUGAAGAUCGACCAUCUUCCUCGAAGAUGCCGUCGAGUUCACGUCCUUCUGUCAAAGAGUUGGAUAGACGGAAACCGAUAAGUACGGAAAGAGAUCGUGAUCGUUUAAAAGCUGCUCGUCCAAUGGAGAGGGAUAGGGAGCGAGAUAGGGAAAAGGAAAGGGAGAGAGACAGGGAACGAGACCGCUUUAAAGAUCGCGAUCGUGGACGACCCAACAGCCAUCGUGAUUAUCGAGACCGUGACAGAGAAAGAGAUCGGGAAAUGGAACGACGACGUGAACGAGAACGAGAAAGAAUUAGACAUGAGGAUGAUGAUGACGAAUAUGAUAGCGAGCUGGAAGAUUUCAUCGAUGAUAGUGGUAUGGAUAUGGAUGAGCUCAGUCGUCAGGAG